AUGUCCUUUUCAAGGAACCGGUACGAUCAAUCAAAGAGGGAACGAUCUGUUUCACCUCAGAGACACAGGAGUUACGCAAACAGAAUUCGUAAGACAAGGCCUUCAGGAGAAAAUGACGAUGAACGCGAUGCACCUAGAGUUCGUGAAUCCAGAGAAAAGGCUUUUUUGAAACAACAAAAGCUAUUAAAAGCCAUCAUAAGAGUGAAAGAGGAUAGAGCCGGUCUUUUUGAAAAGCUUUUGGUAAGCCUUUCUCUGCUUUCACAGCAAAACAAUCAAGGCGGAAUUUAUAAUGGAAGCAUGGAUUUGACCGGAUUGGACAUGUUUGACCCAAUUUUUACGAUAAAGGUUGCAGCAGUCGAAGACAUAAAUAUCCUCUUGGAAAGUAUACCUGAAAUACUGACAUUAACGGAUGAUACUACGAGCUUAAGCUUUUGGAAGUCUGUGUCCCAACUGGCCGUUUCGUUCUUGGAGCUUGAUCAACACGGGAAUGCUUCACGAAGCUUGAAAACUGUUGCUGAAGAUAUUCAAAACAUCCUCGCCCCAAAAAAUUUUGAGCAACUGGUAAAGUUGGAAACACAAGUACAAGGAAAACUCCAAAGUAGAGAGCCAAUUGACACGGAUUAUUGGGAGGAUUUACUAAAAUCCAUACAAGCCUAUAAGGCAAUGGCAUAUCUUCGCGACUUGUUUUCUCAACCGCUAGAGCAACGAAAGCAGAAAAUGGUUCAGCAUGAAAUGGAAAAGGCAAUUUCCGAUGCAAAUUUCUUACGCAAGCACCAAAAUGAUACGCCUACAACGAAACUUUACCAAUUACCAAUUGACCCCGAUCCAUUAUAUCAAAUAGAUACCAUCUCCAAAACGGCAGAACCUAUAGAGCAAAGAGAUUAUGAAGACAGUUUGUCUGAAAAAAUCGAGGCCAUAAAAGGCAGCAUUUACAUCCCUACAUCCUUCCUUAUCAAAAAGCAAAGCAAACAACCUCAGAAAAACUUGAUCUCCGACACUGAGGAAGAUUUUUUCAAUACUGUUAGUGCAAAACUCGAACGUGAAUACCUCAAAGCUGGAGGCGAAGAAGAGCAAGAAAUGUUUGGUGACUUUGUGGAAGGACAAGUAAAAGCGAAAAGCCAAGAUGGAAUACAAUUGAAGAAGCCUAAGUAUUUUAAUAAAGUCAUGUUAGGUUUUGAGUGGAAUUCAUACAAUCAAGCACAUUACAAUGAAGCGCACCCACCUCCAAAAGCCGUGCAGGGAUACCGGUUUAACAUCUUCUAUCCCGACUUGAUCGGUACUACUCGUUCACCUACAUACAAGAUUGAGCGUGGCCCGAGAGCUGACAGAGAGUCGGCAAUGACACAAGAUAAUGUUUGUAUAAUACGUUUUAUCGCAGGGGUACCAUACCAAGAUAUUGCUUUUUGUAUCGUGGAUAAAGAGUGGGACUAUAGUGCCAAGCGUGAACGAGGGUUUAAAAGCAGUUUUGAUAAUGGUGUUUUAUCACUACAUUUCCAGUUUAAGAAAACACAUCACAAGCGUUGA
Messenger RNA from Schizosaccharomyces osmophilus, 1524 nucleotides. RefSeq names its product cactin, spliceosome complex subunit (gene cay1). Gene Ontology annotation, molecular function: protein binding. The coding region runs from base 1 to 1524 and encodes 507 amino acids. Gene Ontology annotation, biological process: mRNA cis splicing, via spliceosome. Gene Ontology annotation, cellular component: spliceosomal complex; cytoplasm. The record is from RefSeq and is a predicted model, not a curated record. The transcript is spliced from 5 exons. Lineage: Eukaryota; Fungi; Ascomycota; Schizosaccharomycetes; Schizosaccharomycetales; Schizosaccharomycetaceae.